UAGACCCACAGUGUAUAAAAGUCUACGGUAUCGAAAAGACGGAGUGUCUGAUUGUGAAACUGCUGUAACUGAAAAUCACCGGUCGGUCGAAUGGAGUUCAAGUUAUUUUUCGCGUGCAUCUUCUUGUACGCCGCAACCGUUUCGCAAAUCAACGGAGUUGAGCAUUAUGAGGGAGGAGCAUACUCAACAGAAGCGCAUUCGGAAUACUAUACGACUCAAAACCAAAAUACUCAAGAAGCAAAUCAUCAGGAGGCGAUGCAUCAAUCGAAAUGCUUGGAUGUUAAGUGUAACGAAAAUGAAGUAUGCCGGAUGAUAAAUGUACAAUGCUUCGCCGAACCUUGCUAUCCAGUCCCGGAAUGUGUACCACUAAAUAAAACGACGGAGACAACCAAAAUCGAAGAAUCAAGAAUUGAUGAGAAAUCGGAGAGUAUGAAUCCUGAGAUGCAUGAAAAUUAUAAAAAUCCUGUGAACCCCAAAGGUCCGGAAAAUCCUACAAUUUUACAAGGUGGUGAAACCUCUUUCGGUGCUUUCUCGAUUCCGACAGAAAGUCCGGUGGGCUCCAAAUAUCCCGCAAGUGCCGUGAAUCCUGGAGGUCCCGAAAUUCCCGCUAACUCUGAAAAGUUAAAUUCGGAGAUUAUGGGAAAUCAUAUGAACUACAUGAAUACCGGUCCAGAAAUUAUCAGCAACUCUGGAAGAUCUGAAAAUGGGAAUAAUUUAGGCGGUACGAACAAAAACCAAAACUACGUGAAUCCUGGCGGUCCUGAAAUUCCGGUUAACUCUGAAAAAUCUGGAAAUGUGAAUAAUGCAGAGACGGCACAAAAAAACCGAGGCUACGUGAAUCCUGGAGGUCCUGAAACGCCUGCAAACUCUGGAAAAGUUGGAAAUGGAAAUAAUUCAGUGAGUACAAACAAAAACCAAAGCUAUGUGAAUCCUGGUGGUCCUGAAAUUCCCGCUAGCUCCGGGAAAUCUGGAAAUGAAAAUAAUUCAGCGGGUGCAAGCAAAAACCAAAGCCACGUAAAUCCUGGUGGUCCUGAAAUUCCUGCAAGCUCUGGAAAAUCUGGAAAUGGAAAUAAUUCAGUGAGUACAAACAAAAACCAAAGCUAUGUGAAUCCUGGUGGUCCUGAAAUUCCCGCUAGCUCCGGGAAAUCUGGAAAUGAAAAUAAUUCAGCGGGUGCAAGCAAAAACCAAAGCCACGUAAAUCCUGGUGGUCCUGAAAUUCCUGCUAACUCCGGGAAAUCUGGAAAUAAAAAUAAUCCAGCGGGUGCAAGCGAAAACCAAAGCCACGUAAAUCCUGGUGGUUCUGAAAGUCCUGCAAGCUCUGGCAAAUCUGGAAAUGGAAAUAAUCCAGCGGGUGCAAACAAAAACCAAAGUCACGUGAAUCAUGGUGGUCCUGAAAAUCCUUCUAAUUCUGCAAAAUCUGAAAAUAAAAAUAAUUCAGCGGGUACAAACAAAAACCAAAGCUACGUAAAUCCUGGUGGUCCUGAAAUUCCUGCUAGUUCCGGAAAGUCUGGAAAUGGGAAAAAUUCAGUAGGUACAAGCAAAAACCAAAGCUACGUAAAUCCUGGUGGUCCUGAAAUUCCUGCUAGUUCCGGAAAGUCUGGAAAUGGGAAAAAUUCAGAAGGUACAAGCAAAAACCAAAGCUACGUGAAUCCUGGAGGUCCUGAAAUUCCUGCUAGUUCCGGUAAAUCUGGAAGUGGAAAUAAUUCAGUGGGUAAAAACAAAAACCAAAGCCACGCAAAUCCUGGUGGUCCUGAAAUUCCCGCUGGCUCCGGAAAAUCCGGAAGUAAAAAUAAUUCAGUGAGCGCACAAAAAAACCAAAGUUACGCUAACGCGGAAAGUUCUGACACUAUCGAUGACUUUGAAAAUUCAAGUAAUGAAUCAAAUUCCGAGGGUGCACACGAAUACGAAGGUUACGAAAAUCUUGAGGAUCUUGAAACUCCCGCUGAAUCUGAAAACUCCAAGAACGCAACAAAUCUAAAGGGUGCAAACAAAAGCGAAAGCUACGAAAAUUCUGGAGGAUCUGAAAGUCCCGCUGACUCUGAAAACGACGACAACGAAACAAAUCUGGAGGGUGCCAAGAAAAACGAAACCUACGUGAAUCCUGGAGGUCUUGAAAUUCCCGCGGACUCUGAAAACUGUCAUAAUGCAACAACUUCAGAGGAUGACGACAAAAACGAUAGCUCCGCGAAUCCUGGAGGUCCUGAAAUUCCCGCUGACUUUGGUAACCCCAAUACUGGAAAAAAUCCUGUAAAGGGUGCGAGAAAAACGAAAGCUAUGUAAAACCUGGAAAUCCUAAAAUUCCCGCUAAAUCUGGAAAAUCUAAAAAUGUGAAUCAAAAGGGUAAUUUGGUACCUCAAGUAAAUAAAUUUCCCUACACUACUUGACAUGAGGAUAUUAGAAACGGUUAAACAUUGGGCUAUCGUAAGAUAUCGAUGCGUACAACCAAAACUGACCCCAGACUGAUUCAACAUUGAUUUUUAUUUAAGCUGUGUUCGGAAAUCCAUUGUUUGUCACCAGGUUUGAGUUUAAAGGUUAAUCAGUGUCAGUCUCGAGUACUGGCCUGGCUUAGUACUCGCGUAUAAAUUGUUUCAGUUUUAACACUCGCUAUUCAUGUCUAGCUUCACUGCCAGAUGUAAUUCGUGCAUGCCAUACACAUAAUGGUCUUCAGCCGUGUUCAUGCAUCAUCAAUAACUCUCAUAGUAAUGCGCUUUUUGUUCAAGUGAGUUUAUAUGUUUUCUUGAAAUCGAACACGCGUAAAAAACAGUUGCUUUUUACACCAAUUUGGUACGUUUACCACAUGUUGGUAAUUCAUGGUACGUUUCAUAAUUCUGCUAGGCAACAUUCAUAGACGGAUAUUGAUACAGACUACGUGUUUGACGGUCAAUAUUUGCCUGUUAUUGGUAGCGAGAAUUGGUCUGAUCUUGAAAAAGCAGCAUUGGAUCGGUCUUGUUAUUACGGAGACCUACGAAGUAUAGCCCAAUUUCAUGAGUCGGACUUGUUCCAGUACUGAGACCAAGACUAGAUCAAUUAUAAAAUCCCACCUAACAUGCUCAUACUUAAUUGCACCGUAACAGUUAGCUACUAUUAGAAGUGCUUAGUACGUAAGAACUGUAUUGAAUAAAUCCAGUAUACACAA
Molecule: messenger RNA, 3136 nt
Organism: Neodiprion fabricii
Lineage: Eukaryota; Metazoa; Arthropoda; Insecta; Hymenoptera; Diprionidae
Product: sporozoite surface protein 2-like
Exons: 2
Coding region: 91-2280 (729 amino acids)
Source: RefSeq, a predicted model, not a curated record